Caretta caretta (loggerhead turtle) is the source of this 6252-nucleotide messenger RNA. RefSeq names its product gamma-butyrobetaine hydroxylase 1 (gene BBOX1). Gene Ontology annotation, cellular component: mitochondrion. Lineage: Eukaryota; Metazoa; Chordata; Testudines; Cheloniidae. Gene Ontology annotation, biological process: carnitine biosynthetic process. The record is from RefSeq and is a predicted model, not a curated record. Gene Ontology annotation, molecular function: iron ion binding; gamma-butyrobetaine dioxygenase activity.
CCCUUCCGGCGGCGGCAGUGGUGGCCUUUCCACUACUUGGCCCGGCUCCCCAGGCCGCAGGUCCCGUCCUCCCCCGCCAUCUGUUGCAGGGCACGGCGGCGGCGCCGCAGGAUCAGGCCCCUUGGCCGGCGCUGGGGAUUGCAGUACUCGGAGGAACUUGCACUGGUAAAAAGGCAUUCUUGCUCUGACAAUUUUGUAAUAGUCAAAAUGUGGAAUGCUGUGGCUAAAAACCUAUUAAGGACUAAAGUCCACCAAGACUGUUCACGCACUCUGCUGCUAGUGCAAAAGGGCAGGAGUAUUCUUACAAGACCGCCUUCCUCUAGGAAUCAUUGGCAGCAUACAGCUGGAGCAGUUCAGCCUUUCAGCAUGAGUACAAGUAUCCAGAAGGUGGAAGCUUUGGACGUGAAUAAUUUUGUCCGUAUUCAGUGGGAAGAUGGGAGUAAGAGCCUUUACCCUGCUGUAUGGCUAAGAGACAACUGCCAGUGCCCUGACUGCUUCCUGCAUUCUGCUAAAGCACGCAAACUGCUUUUGGAAGACCUGGAUGUUAACAUUGGGGUGAAGGAGGUCACUUUGACAGAUAGACAAAAGGUGUAUAUUACAUGGCCAGACAAACACACCAGUGAAUUUGAGGCUGAAUGGCUGAAGAAAAGGUGCUUUUCUGAACAAGCAAGAGCAGAAAUGCAAGAAGAAUUAUUUUUACCAGAAUGUAAAUAUUGGGGCUCAGAUCUGCAGCUCCCAAAUAUGUCUUUUGAAGAAGUCUUACACAGUGACGAAAGUGCCUACAAGUGGCUUUCCACCCUUAAAAAAGUAGGAAUUGUGCUGUUAACAGGAGCUGCCACUAGACAGGGAGAGUUGGUUAAACUUGGCAAAAGGAUUGGUUUCCUGCGUCUCACAUUUUAUGGUCCUACUUGGCAAGUGGAAGACAAAUUCGAUGCUAAUAAUGUGGCUUACACAUCUGGGAAGCUCAGUUUUCACACUGAUUAUCCUGUUCUGUAUCAUCCACCUGGGAUUCAGUUUCUUCAUUGUAUAAAACAAGCAGCUACUGGAGGUGAAAGUGAAGUUGUAGAUGGAGUUCACGUAUCCAACAAGCUGAAGGAGCAAAAUCCUCAAGCCUUUCAAAUCCUCUCCUCCACCCUUGUAGACUUCACGGAUGUUGGGGUCGACUACUGUGAUUUCACUAUGCAGUCUAAACAGAGGAUUAUAGAUGUAGAUUACAGAGGCCAAGUGGUUCGUAUCAAUUAUAAUAAUGCAACAAGAGACACUGUUUUUGACAUACCUGCUGAAAAAGUGCAGCCAUUUUAUGCAGCUCUGAAGGAGUUCAUUGAUCUAUUGAACAGCCCGGAACAUAAGUUUACCUACAAGAUGAAACCAGGGGACAUAGUAACAUUUGACAACUGGCGUUUACUGCAUGGUCGCCGGAGCUACCAAUCAGGAGCAGAAACAUCCCGUCACCUUGAAGGUGCUUAUGCAGACUGGGAUGUGGUAAUGUCAAGACUCCGACUCCUGAGGAAGAUCAUUCAGAAUAGCAAUUAAACUUUCUUCUGGUUUAGCAAUUAGCAAUGCCUCGGACGGUUCAUCUUUGUUUUAAAAAAUACAAAUGUAUUGGAUUUCCAACACCAAGCAUACAUUUUACACCUUCGCUAAUGUAACCUUUGAAAGACUGACCAUAUUUUUUGAAAGUAUGCUUUGUUGAAAACAAUAUCUCUCGUAGUAUGUCUUUAUUCUGCUGUCAUUGUAAGUGGUAUUACAACUUACUGUACUAGUUUGAAACUGGUUAGUACCAAUACAUCACAAAUAGGCCUUCCCUUCUCAGAAAUCAGUCUCUCCAGGUGAGGCAUCAAGAAAAGCCUUUCAUGUGUCACCCAUUAAGUGUUUGUAAUGGACAGCAGCUUUCUGAGAAUUUUAUAUCUAUUUUCAGAGAGAUAAAACCAUUUUAUAGAUAAUGACUCAUUUUCUUUACCCCACCCCCAAAAAACCAACAAUAGCUUUAGAAUCUCCAGUGAGGUUAACAAGCAAUUCUACUCUGAAAAGUGACUAUUCAAAAAUAGCAUCUUCUUACUCAACAGAUCUGCUCUUUGUGUAUGGUUCAGAGCCACUCCUGCUUAAUUUCACACUACAAGUUUUUUGGGUGUUUUUAGUACUUUUUAUUCCAGUUAGCUCUAAGGAGUCCAUACAGCUAUAAGAGAGGAGAUGGACUCAUACCCCUCCUUAUCCGUAGUAGUAUUACAAUACUACCUAAAGUCCAGAGAUCAGACCCCUACUGUGGUGCUUAGCAUAUACUUAGUAGAAGACUCUCCCUGUCCUGAAGAGCUUUCAGUCUGUACAGAUGAAAGGUGUUUUUGGCCCCAUUUUACAGCUAGGAACUGAGGCAUUGAGAGAUUCAGCAUGAGAGUCACAUGGGGGACUAGGCUCAGCAUUGCAAAGGCUAACUUUUAGGCACCUUGCCACUGAGUGGAAUUCACAGCCCUGAGCUAGGCACCUUGGCUCCCUAUACAAUAGAAGGAGAGAAUUAGUUGCCUAAAGAUAGGAUUCACAAAAAGCAGCAGAUUGAGCUAGGAGCCGCCUAAGAUAGCCAGUAGGAAAUGCCAACGAGAGAGAUGUGGCCUAAACUCCACUCUUCAGUAGGUGGUAGGUGCCUAACUCCAGGCCGAAGGGAAUCCCUCCACUUGGGAGUCACAGCCAUGAAGCCUUUCCUGGAAUUCAUUGCCUAAGCCAGGUCAGCCCUUUCCCAAGAAAAACAGAGGAGGGGUCCCCUCCCACCAACACUGGUAGUCACCCGGAACAUGGGAGGCUCUGGUUCAGUUCCCCCUUCUGUCUCAGAUAUCCAUAGUGACCAACAUUUCCAAAAUAAUUUCAGGGAAAUUUGUGGUGGUGUUUAAUUUGCUAAUAACGUCUAUCUGACUAGACACACUAUAUAAGUUCCCUUAUAUUACUUUGCUAAAUAAUACCAUAAAAACAUGUAUUUUAACUUAUUAAUGAUCUUGUUGAAGUACUGUGAACAUAGCACUCUUGCUUUCUUCAGCCUCUCGUUGCUCAGGUAGAGCUGGUAACAGUACUGUUUGCAAAACAAAUUCAUUCUGGUGGCAAGUACACCCCUUAGUGUCUUAGUUUUGAUUUCACUUCUCUGAUGGGUGCAAAUUUUUACACAUAUGCUGAAAAUCCUUUCACACCCAGCACUGCUAUGAGACAAAACUCAGAUAGUUUUGGAAAGCAGUGGAAACUGUGGUGUCCCUGACACUGGACUUUUUAGUUCACCCGUCACAAAAAAAAUCACUAGCAUUGAUUCUGUUUCAAAUUCAAACUUCCUAGUUAACUGGGAGGUACCAAAUUCAUUAUUGAGGCUCUCCAUUUCUUCUGUGGGAAUUACUGGAAAGAUCGUCAGUGUCUUCACUAGAAUAGAAAACUCAUGUCUGCUUCUUUUCCUGAAAUCUAACACAGACUGUAAAAUGUCUUUCUUCUCUGGGAGAUUUUCCAGAAGAGCUUUCCUAGCUUCACUUUCAUUCACUUCACAUCAGAGUAAAAACUUUUGCUGAUAGUGUCACAAUGAGCACUGCAUUGCAUUUCUUCAGAUUUCAGGAAUGGUGAGGCACAAAAUCCAACAAUUUGUUAUCCUCCACUUAGUUUUCUGGAUUUAAGAAAUCUACCUUUGACAAUUCUUUUGUUUCUUUGAGACAGGAUGGCUUUAUGUAUCUUCCAAAGAUCUUUUGAAACAGCUGCAUAAUGCGCAAAAACAGGUAGUACAGUUCAGUUUGUAGAUUUUCAAAAAUUAGUUUGAGAUUUUACACCAGGAUUUUUAUUACCUUGGGGGAAAAAAAUAUGCCUUCAAAGCUGGAUAUUGCUGAAGUAGUCUGGUUAAACAGUGCUGCAAACUUAGCCAUCGACUUAGCACAUAGUUCAAAAAUUUUCUGCUUUCUACACUGCAAAAAUCAUCAGAUUCUUUCAGUAUUUCUUUUCUUUUAGAGCUUCUUGAAAAGUGACCGUAUACUCUAGUUACUGUAUCUUCAACAUCUACUACUAACAUCGGUCUUCUCAAAUACAGAUACAUUGGUCCCUAUAUUGUACUCAUUUAAAUCUAGAAAUCUCUCUAAUACCAGUUCUUUUCUCCAUUAAAUACUACACUAGUAACACCAAUUCUUUGCAAGCUUCAUCAUGGAUUGCAUCGAUACAUACCAUGAAAGGCAUGGAACAGAUUGCAUCGCCAGUUCCCUUUAAAGCAUUCUCAGCAAAGGCUUGAUCAAUAUUGUGUAUUCAUCUUCGAGUGCUGAUCCGUCUGUGUAUUCCACAGUGGGUACACAUGUGUUCCAAGUGCCUGGAGCCGGAGAAUUAUGAAAUCAGAAUUCGUUGGUCCACACAUGUGCCCUAGCUCACCUCAUAACUCUGACCGAGGCUUUCUCUUCCUCGAAAGAUUCUGAACUACCCAAUGAACCAUUAAUUCCUCCUCCAAAACAUGCCUUCCCAGACAGGAGGCCUGGACCAGCUUGGGAUCAACCUCCACCUCACCACCUGCCUCACAGCUGUUGGUACCCCAUGCCAUGGGGACCUCUGCCACCCUCAUCCAAUUCAUUUUAUUGGCCUUAUUGGGAGCCAUGUGACCCAUACCAUGCUGCCGUGUGCUGGGGAACCAUCUCAUCCACCUGUCCGAGAGGGCAAUCAGAGCUGCCUCCUAAUCCAGUUGAGGAGGAGUAGGAAGACAUGCUGGACCCAGCAGUUCCACUAGAACCAACAAGAUUGUCAUCUUCAUCCCCAGAUGAGGUGGUGGCUCUGAUGUCUCCGUCCUUCUGAUCACUAUAAGCAGUUCCAAGAACUACUUUGCAGAAUUGCAGAGGAGCUGCAGAUUCCUCUUAAGGAAGUUCAGGAUCCUCAGCAUAAGCUCCUGGACAUCCUGCUAUCCUCUGGUUCCAGUCAGAUAGCGCUCCCUGUUAACAAAGCCAUACUGGAGUAAGCUAGAGUGCUCUGGCAUACCCCAGUUACUUGUGCCCCUACUCCUAAGAGGGCAGAGAAAUAUUACCAUGUCCCAGCAAAGUGGUGGAAUUUCUGUUCUCUCAUCUUGCCCCAAACUCUUUAGUGGUCCAUGGAGAAAUCUAGGCAGCAACACCCAUGAUCUACUCUAACUGAUAAGGGAGGCAAACAUCUUGACUUAUUGGAAAGGAAGGUCUUUUCUUUUUCUAGCCUUCAGUUCAGGAUAGCCAAUUACCAAGCACUGAUGGCUAAGUACGAUUUUCUGAACUAUUCAGAAUCUGUGGACUUUGCUGACAAGUUUCCGCAGCAGGACAGAGCUUGUUUCCAGGCUUUUAUAGAGGAAGGCAAGAUUGUUGCCAGGACCACUCUUCCAUCAGUGGUAGAUGCAGUUGAGACAUCUUCAGGGGUGAUGGCUACAGCCAUUGCAAUGUGCAGGGAAUCAGGGGUUCAUGCUCCAGGGUUUCCCAGGGAGCUUCAGAAACCGUGGAGGAUCUGCCCUUCAAUGACGUUCAUCUGUUUAACAAAAAGGCAGGUGAGUCUUUGCAUAUCCUGAAGGACUCCAGUGCCACCUUCCGCUCCCUGGGUGUAUAUAUUCCUGCCCCACAAAGAAAUUUCAUAGGCAGUCAGACAAGCCUAGACUGACGGCUCAACAGUUCUAAUGUGCCUAAAUGUUGAACUAAGGAGCCUUCCGCCUCGGUGGCUUGCCCAGCAUCACACAGUCAGUCUGUGGCAGAGCUGGGAAUUUAACCCAGAUCUCCUAGAACCCAGCCCACAAGGACAUCCUUCCUCUCAUGCACCCUUCUUGCAUGAUAAAAUACCCUCCCCAGCUGUACUGCAGACUCACUGUAGGGUCCAGAAUAUGGGACACACGAUGGUGUACAACAGCAAAGUACUGUCAGGUUGCUUGGGUACUACCCUUCACAGAAAUGAAUUUCCUUUAUUCAGAUUUCAAUUUGGAAAAGGGAGGUUUAAAAAAUAUAUUCUGCUAACCAGAACAUAUUUUGUCUGUUAGUUUCUCCCCCCGCCCCCAACAACUCAGGAUUACAGAAACAGGUUAUUUUCACACUCCUGAUAUGAGAAUGUGAGAAACUGAGCGGAUUCUUUAGAACACUAAAGAGUGAACUUUGACAUCUCAGAGUUUGGGCAUCACAUUAUAGUCUGAAGUGACAGCAUAAGCUUGUGGUAUGUCACAAAACCUAGCUUUUAGUAGCUAUUUGAUCCCUCAACAUUUCCUUCAAAAAAUAUGCAGACAGUCUGUUUGUACAUCUCUAUUAAAACCAAAACCCCACAGCA